Anoplophora glabripennis (Asian longhorned beetle) is the source of this 564-nucleotide messenger RNA. RefSeq lists its product as uncharacterized. Bases 123 to 500 code for a protein of 125 amino acids. The record is from RefSeq and is a predicted model, not a curated record. The transcript has 3 exons. NCBI's taxonomy places the organism in Eukaryota, Metazoa, Arthropoda, Insecta, Coleoptera, Cerambycidae.
GUGCCGCGAAUUUACAUACAAUGUGUUAAGUAUAAAUAGUUGUUCACGGAGUUGCACCGCACAAAACAGUGUGUGUCACUGGCAAAGUUUGUCAUAGAUCAAGUUAUAGGACGUGAACAGCCAUGGAUUACGCGGGGGUUCUGAUUCUCCUAACAAUUUUCGUCUUCGCCGAUGGAGCUGCGGUAGUUGAAGCUAAAUCACGAGAUGAGCAUGUCUCCGACGAUGCAACUCCAGUAGUUGAAGUUAACUUACGAGGUGCGGAAAUAGUUGAACUAGGUAGGAGAGUAGAGAAUACAAGGAACUGCACCUGCAUGAACUGGAGAUCCUGUCAUGGAGACAUAAAUUCCGAUGUCGACUGUUUCCAAAGUUAUUUACAAGUUUGCUGUGUUCUGCCCGAUCCACACAACGCGACGCCCCACAAGGCCGAAGGGGAUGCUGGCAGGGACAAUAUUGUGGAGGAGUACAACCCCCACGAGGAAAUCAAAGUCAUAUACGCUUAAGUUAACGAUAAGUUAUGGUUUUUUAAUGCAAUAUAGUUAAGGUAGAAUAAAAGAUUUAAAUUUA